This is a messenger RNA of Xiphophorus couchianus (Monterrey platyfish), 896 nucleotides long. RefSeq lists its product as uncharacterized. NCBI's taxonomy places the organism in Eukaryota, Metazoa, Chordata, Actinopteri, Cyprinodontiformes, Poeciliidae. The coding region runs from base 141 to 896 and encodes 251 amino acids. The record is from RefSeq and is a predicted model, not a curated record. The transcript is spliced from 3 exons.
GUAUUGGUGAGAGACAUCUGAAGAGAGUUUUCAGAGCGCGGGGACUCAUUCGGCGCAAGUCCUUUUCCGACUUGGCAGUUUUAGUAGAAUUCAUUAAUAACCAGCUACAGUCCUCUGGACAGCUUCACGGUUACCGAUGGAUGUACGCUAAAUGCAGAGAGCAUGGACUUCGUGUGAGAAAAGAAGAUGUGUGCUUUGUGUUGAAGGAAUUGGAUCCCCAAGGGGUGGCACUGAGGCAGGCAAGACGUCUCAGACGGAGAAAUUACUUUUCAAAGGGACCAAACUUCAUCUGGCACAUGGACUCCUACGACAAACUUAAACCAUAUGGAAUAUGCAUCAACGCAAGUAUUGAUGGGUUUUCAAGAAAAAUAAUCUGGCUUAAUGCUUACACAACAAGUAGUAAUCCAAAGGUGAUCGGGGGGUAUUACAUCGAAGCGGUGCAGCGUUUAAAUGGCUGCCCUAGAGUUGUACGUGGUGAUCUUGGAACCGAAAAUGGCCAUGUGAGAAGUUUCCAGCGUUUCCUUGUACCAACGGAACCAAACGAGACCCUUGACAGUUACCUGGAAGGAGCAAGUACAGCUAAUCAAAGAAUUGAAUAUUGGUGGCGUUUCCUUCGUAACCAGUGUGUGGAGUUCUGGUUGUCCCUUUUUGGAGACAUCAGAGACAACGGUUACUUUGAUGGUGGAUUUUUAGACAAAAACCUUCUUCAGUUUUGCUGCAUGGGGAUCAUACAGGAUGAGCUGGAUGAUACUGCCCAGGUUUGGAAUGCACACUCCAUCAGGCCAUCAAACAACAGAAAUGUCCCCAGUGGUCGACCCAAUGUGAUGUAUGCAUUACCUGAGCUCUACAGCUCUCUUUGCCUUGUUGAAGAGGAACAUGUUGAAAGUCCCAUCUGA